AUGCCGCGGGAAACUCGAACAGUCAGAGGCAGCUGCGCGUGCAGCGCCACCAGGCACGAAAUCGCUUUACCAGAGGCCGCAAUCCCCAUCCAGGCGGCCUUCUGCCACUGCACGUCGUGCCGACGGAUGAGCGGCGCUCUCUGCGUGACCAGCUUCCCGGUCUCAGUGCCACUGGAGGAAGAAGAGUGCCAUUAUCGACUGCCAGCAACGCUGCUGGAGAAGUUGACCCCGUUUGAGUUCUCCAGGGGACGGAUCACGCACUUCUUCUGCGCUGCAUGCGGGACGCACAUGGUGGCCCGUGUGCUCCCCAGGGAACGACGGGACGGGAGUGUGGCGAGGUGGUUCGUCAUGUGCGGCACGCUCGAGAGCGCCGGCGCCGGAGACGCAGACGCAGACGUCCAGGGCGUCUACCGCCCGCGCCACGAGUACCUCGCCGACACGCUCGACGGGGCCGUCGCGGACAUGCUGCCCUCGUGCGCGCAGAGCGGGCGGAUCGAGCGCUGGGCCGGCCAUCCAGGCGAGGGCGAACAGCUAGCAUUGCAUUGGGUGUCCCCGGGCCGACCACCGUCUUCUACGCCGUCCCUGGCCGAUCGACUACACGCGCAUUGUAAGUGCGGCGGGGUCGAGUUCUGGAUCGCCCGUCCCGCGGACGGCAGAUCCAAGUACGUCGCGACACUCUGCGCAUGCGAGCACGACUCUUCCCCCUCCCCUUCCCCCUCCCCUUCCCCCUCCCCCUCCUCCUGCUGCCGCUGCCGUCUGAACACCGGGAUGGAGUGGUUCGUCGAGGCGGCGGCGCAUGUCCGCGCGAGUCAAAUCUCUCUGGACAAGGACGGCCUCGUCCCCUAUCAGCAACACCGGGAUUUGGGUACGUUGAAGACUUACCACCGUCCGUCCUCCAGCACCGCCAAGGGGUUUUGCGGCGUCUGUGGCGCGACCGUCUUCCUUGCCACCGAGGGGACGGACACGUUGAAGAUCGCCGUGGGAAUACUGGACGCCGCCGAGGGUGCGAGGGCAGAGUCCUGGCUGGAUUGGCGUCGGGGAAUCCUGCCGCGAGCGAUAGCUUGUGCUUCUACGAUAGACGAGGUGUCUGUUACUUAA
Cladophialophora immunda is the source of this 1098-nucleotide messenger RNA. RefSeq lists its product as uncharacterized. The record is from RefSeq and is a predicted model, not a curated record. The transcript has a single exon. Bases 1 to 1098 code for a protein of 365 amino acids. Gene Ontology annotation, molecular function: carbon-sulfur lyase activity. Lineage: Eukaryota; Fungi; Ascomycota; Eurotiomycetes; Chaetothyriales; Herpotrichiellaceae.